AUGGAGCCGGGCUCCGCUCUGCGCCAGCCCUCCGGCCGCCUGCGCGGGGGCUUUUCGGGGUGCCCAGGGCCAGCCGGGUCUUGGGCCACAUCUAGACUCCUGGUGAACUACCAAGAACCUUAUCGCUCCCAGAUUUUAGAUUACCUGUUCAAGCCAAAUUUUGGUGCUUCUUUACAUAUUCUCAAGGUAGAGAUUGGAGGUGAUGCCCAGUCAACAGAUGGUACUGAACCCUCCCAUAUGCACUAUGAAAAUGAUGAGAACUACUUCCGGGGCUAUGAAUGGUGGCUGAUGAAAGAAGCUAAAAAGAGAAACCCCGAAAUUAAACUGAUUGGAUUACCUUGGGCAUUUCCAGGAUGGAUAGGGAAGGGAGAAAAUUGGCCCUAUGACUAUCCAGAUAUCACUGCUUACUAUAUUGUUUCUUGGAUAUUAGGAGCAAAACAGUAUCAUGAUUUGGACAUUGAUUAUAUUGGGAUAUGGAAUGAAAGGGCAUUUAAUAGCAAAUACAUUAAGGUGCUUCGACAUUAUUUGGACAGACUGGGUCUAUGGAACGUUGGCAUCAUCGCUGCGGAUGGAAAUUGGGACAUCUCAAAAGAGAUGAUAGCUGAUCCCUAUCUUAAUGAUGCUAUUGAGGUAGUCGGGGCUCACUAUCCUGGGACAAAAACAGUGCAAAAUGCUAUAUUAACUGGGAAGAAACUGUGGUCGUCGGAAGAUUACAGUACUUUCAAUGACGAUGUUGGUGCAGGAUGCUGGGCUCGGAUCCUGAACCAAAACUACGUGAAUGGAAACAUGACCUCAACAAUUGCAUGGAAUCUGGUGGCCAGUUAUUAUGAGGAGUUGCCCUUUGGUCGAUGUGGAUUAAUGACAGCACAGGAGCCAUGGAGUGGCCACUAUAAAGUUGAAUCUCCUAUCUGGAUUACAGCACACACCACACAAUUUACUCAACCAGGCUGGUCAUACUUGCAAGUGGAUGGACACUUAGAAGGAGGUGGCAGCUUUGUAGCCCUGACAGAUGGCCUAGGGAACCUUACCAUCAUAAUUGAAACUAUGAGUCAUAAUCACUCUAAAUGUAUCAGGCCUCCAUUGCCAAAUUUCAAUGUCAUACCUCAGAGAGCAACUUUCUACCUCAGAGGGUCAUUUUAUAUGGUGGAAACCCUUCAAGUGUGGCACUCUAGACUUGAUUUUGAAUCUGGACACUCCAGUCUUUUCCAGAAACUCCGUCCUAUAAAGGUAUGGAAGGGAAGAUUUACUUUAGAUCUAAAAGUGGAUGAAGUCUACACUUUAACCACACUCAAGACAGGACGGAAAUAUAUUUGCCCAGAGCCGCCUCCUCCUCAGCCCUUUCCUUCAAAUUACAAAGAUGAUUUCAAUAUACGUAAUCCACCUUUCAGUGAAGCCCCAAAUUUUGCAGAUCAGACAGGUGUAUUUGAAUACUUUGUAAAUGCUUCUGACCCUGGAGAUCAUGUGUUCACACUCCGCCAGGUGGUGGUUCAGCGGCCCAUCACUUGGGUUUCUGAUGCAGACCAGACCAUCAGUGUCAUAGGAAAUUUUAAGUGGGUAAACAUGACAGUCACUUGUGACAUCUACAUAGAAAAACCUCGUGAUGGAGGUGUGUUUAUUGCAGGAAGAGUUGACAAUGGUGGGAUAUAUGUGCGACGUACCAAAGGAGUUUUCUUCUGGGUUUUUGCAGAUGGCACCUACAGAGUCACUGGUGACCUAGCUGGAGAGGAAAUACUAAUGAAAGGACUUGCUGGUGUCCGGGAUAAUGCAUGGCACACACUCACUCUCAACAUUCAGGGCAACUCCGCCUCAGGACUGUUAAAUGGUUAUCCACUCUGGGAGAAUGUCACCAUUUCUAAACCGCAGAACGGCUGGGCUGCUCUCGGAACUCGCUCGUUUGAGUUGGCACAGUUUGACAACUUCCAGGUUGAAGCUUGCUGAGGUGGCUUUGGCAUUUGGAGAACCUGGUUCUCAUGUUACUUUGAAAAAGAGCCAAGUCAAACUUGGAGGAGAGCUGACUGCCAAACUGUGAUUGAUCUCUUGGCAAAGAGUCUGGAUUCGGUCCGUGUUAUUUGUUAAAGGUUUACUUGAGUAGAUAUCAACAUGAUUGUAGCUUUAUCCCUGAUUGCUGUGGGAUUUUUGCCCUUCAGUUUUUAGGGGUAAAUUUUAGUUCAAGGUAAUGAUGAAAACAAAUUCUUGGAUUUAGAUAUCUUUUAAUAACAACAUCUUAACUUACCAGCUCACUUCUAAGAUAACUUUAGAAGUUAACAGAAGACAGAUGCAUCUUAAGCUGCAUUUUUUAACACUUCCACUAUUAUGUCCAUUGCUUUCACUGUGAAAGAAAGAAUUAAAUGCCAGUAAGCCUUAUGAGCCAGUGGACCCCAUACUUUUGUAGGUCUAUCAUUCUCAAAUUUCAUUUGGAUAAAGUACCUAGAUUUCCUAUAGUAAAAAAAAGAUGUUUUGUCUGUUUUUUUGGUGCAGUCUGUGACUAGACAUUACAGUACUCCAAGUGCAUUUGAUUACUUCUUUCAGCUUCCGUUGCCAGCCCUAAAAUAUAUCCUAUUUUCAGUGGAAUGGAAAUGUGCCUUAUGACUGAUCAGGGAGUGCAGGAUGUGGCUUAUUUCUAAUCUACCUCCUCUUUCCACUGAAAGGGUUGAAAUGGAUGAAAAGAUACCAUAACUUACAGUUUGUUGAUGAUAAUAUUGUGGGGUUUUUUGCAUAGUGCAAAGAGUGAAAACAUUGCAUCAUGGAUAUUUUCAUGUCAGGAAACUGGCCUUUUGUUCCUAGAAACUUGGGCAAACAUCUCUCUCUUUUGAUGGUUUUAGAGCUUUGAAUAGAAAAUAAUUAAAGCCUAACAAUGGUAUUUAGUUUAUUAUAUUACUGUGGCACAGAGGUGAUGUGGCUACUAUCACUUCCUAUAAAAGAAAUUUAAAAAAAACCCCAAAAAACAGUCUUGGCCUUUAAGAGUUUGCAACCUGAUCAUAAGGUGACAUGGUGGACACAGAGGGAAUGGUUUAGUGUGCCAAGCAGUGGAAAUGACACAAGAGUGUCUCUUUUUAAACUUUUCCUAGCCAUCAUGGAGUGAAGUUCAGAGGAUAAUUCAGAUCCUUGGGAAUGGAGGGAUUCUGUUUAGCUGUUGCUUCAUUUUAUUUUUUUCCCAAGUUACUGUGUUAUUAAAAAAAACAACAAUUAAUUGAGAAUAUGAAGUACUGAAUGGGUUUUUCCUCACAUACAUUUGCAGUUCAGUCAGCCCCAGAAUUUUUCAUGUUUGUUAUUGUUCAGUUUGAAUGAAGAUGUUUAUUCCCAUAACGAAAAAUGCUUCCUGUGUCCAUCUACUUUUCACAUUCACAUCCUGUUUAAUUGACAAGCAAGUCAUUCCACAUACUUGCUAGGGCUCUACUCUAGCUGUAUGAGGCCCUUUGUAGCAGGCAACAUCUGGAGAAAAAGAUUUACAGUGUACUUCGAUUCAUAGAGAUUAUUCUUCUGAUCCCCUUUAUUUUGAAGGCUGAGUCCAGUAAUUGUUAGCUUCAGUCUUUGAAGCUGUCAUCUUAUAUAAAGUUAAUGUUAUACAGAUCAAUCCUGGAAAAUUUUUAUAAAGUUGAUCUUCUGUUUUCGUUUUUAGAGAAGAGUUCUUAAAAUUCCAUCUCUAAUAAGUAAAAAUGUUGUGUCUUUUAGCUGUUAUAUUGAUACUACUUAUUCAUACUUGGAAAUUUCAUACAUGACAGUAACCUUGGAAAAUGGUUUAAACCACUAAACUUUAAAACUAGCAGAAGGCUUCCAAAUGUGAAGUAACUGUUUGCUUAAGUGGGUGAAAAGUGAAAGGCAAUUUUCCACGUAUGGAUCAGAUCUAUUCAUUACUUGCUUGAUUUCCUAAGGAAUGUCACUGGUCACUCCACAUGUGAAGAAAUCUAAUUUUAGGUCCUCGUAUUCAAGUAAUAUGAGUAUAAUAAUCUGAGAAUAAAUUUAUUUUAGCUGUGAGGAUUUUCAUUUGGAUGCUUCUUGGAGUGUUCCUAGUAGCUUCUGUGGCUGCAAGCAGAGAGAUCAGCAAUGAUGUAGUUAUUCCAAAGGAGCUGUCUGUUUUUUUAACCUUCUAAUGCACUAGUGUAAUGAACUGUACCAUUAUAUUGUGUACUAAACACAAUGUAUUUUAUCACUGGAAAUGUUGAUUUUUUUUUUUUCCCCCUAAUCUUAAUUUACAGUGUUUGAGGAUUAAAGUGUUAUGAACAGAGUAAGUGAUUUAAUAGUGACAUAAUGUUAUUCAUCUUUAUAUGUCUGUAAUUCUUCACCCUUCAGUAGACUGUAAUAUGUUUGGCAAUAACAAGCUGUCGGGUUUUUCACUGAGGAGUGGAUUUAUGUUGUUGAUUAUAAAUGCUAAUCAUUCCAAAUGGACAAAUAAAACACUUAAAAAUGC
Messenger RNA from Cyanistes caeruleus (blue tit), 4408 nucleotides. The record is from RefSeq and is a predicted model, not a curated record. Lineage: Eukaryota; Metazoa; Chordata; Aves; Passeriformes; Paridae.